Camelus dromedarius (Arabian camel) is the source of this 5936-nucleotide messenger RNA. RefSeq names its product coiled-coil domain containing 15 (gene CCDC15). Gene Ontology annotation, cellular component: centrosome. Bases 241 to 2517 code for a protein of 758 amino acids. The transcript has 15 exons. Lineage: Eukaryota; Metazoa; Chordata; Mammalia; Artiodactyla; Camelidae. The record is from RefSeq and is a predicted model, not a curated record.
GAGCGGAGUGUCCCGCCGGAAAGUGGCGGUUUGCUAGAGGCGGUUAGUUUAGAGUCUGUGGUGGUGUGAGUCUGUGGCUAGCUGCGGGUCUAUACUAGGUCCGUGCUGUCUUAGCUGGAGUGGGACUCCCUGAGGCCUGAGAAACAGGCUGUUCUCUGGCCCCGGACUCCCCGGCUUUCAGCGGUUCCCUCCGUUUGGAUACCGAUUAUUUGGACUCUCCCUCAGACCCAGUUGUCAUAGAUGCCAGGAAGUAUGGCCCCCCUCAAGAAGACUCGAAAUACCACAAAGUUGCCUCUGGCUUUAAACCCCCUGAAGAGCAAGGACGUAUUGGCAGUGCUGGCUGAGAGGAACCAGGCCGUAGUACCAGUAGGGGUUUGGGUGGAGCCUGCCCCGCUAAAUAGUUCGGAAGUCCCGGCAUAUACUUCAGCAUAUAUGAUUGAAGAAGAACUAAAGGAACAGCUAAGGAAAAAACAAGAAGCUCUGAAGCAUUUCCAGAGACAAGUCAAACGCCGAGUAAAUCAACAAAUUAGGCUGAGAAAGAAACAAGAGCUUCAGAAGUCUUAUGAAGCAGCAGAAAAAGAAGGCUCUAUAGCCAUGCACUCUUCCAAUCCAUCACACUUAACUCCUAAAAGAACAAGCGUUUUUCCAAAUACUUUGAAUGCUGCUGUUGGAAGUGCUGGGUUACCUCCUUCCCAGAUGCUUGAGGAUGGAAUAGAAGAUAGAGAGAAUCAGAAUGAACUAUUCCAACAACAAGCCCAGGCUCUUAGUCAAACCAUGAAACAAGCACGUCACCAGCUGGCAUCUUUUAAAACUGUGAAUAAAAAAAAUGCACCAGUGUUUCCAGAUGACAGAAAGAAAAGCUUUCCCACCCAAGAGGAAGUACCUUGUAGGAAACCAGCAUUCAUCAAGAUAAAUAUAGGAACAAGUGGAAAAUUGCCCUUUGAGGUCCAACAAGAUCUUUUAACUCCUGUACAUGACCAGAUAUUUAUGGAAGAUCAGGAAUCUGACUCUGAGGAAUCUCCAUCUAUUAUGAUAGAUAAGAAAGGGAAAGAGAAUUUGUCUUGGGGGGACCAGCAGGAUCUCCUUUCUGAAGACAAGGAUAUAACUUUCAACAGAGUUCAGAAAGUACAAUUCAAAAAUCCAUUAUCUGCUAUGACAGAAGAGAAAGAGGUAGAGCAGUUACGUCAGGAUAUUUUGCCAAAAGCCCAGGAUUAUCUUCCAGAAGCCCAAGGAGAUCUGCUGCAAUCCCAGGGUGAUUUGAUAGACAUCCAGAGUGUUGAACUGGAAGCCUGGAGUGUCGAGCCAAGACCCAGUACCCAGGAUAUGGAGCUGGAAGGCCAAGCAGUUAAGCCCAAAGUCCAGGCUGUUAAGGCAAAAACUCGGAGUGUUCUGCUGAAAACCCAGAGUGUUGAACUAGAAGAGGGGAAUAUUGUUUUGGAAGGCCAAGGUUUUCUACCCCCAAACCAGGCUUUUCUACACACAUGUGAGGAUUUUUCACCCAAAGACCAGAAUAUUUUACUUGAAUGUCCAGAACAGGAUUUUCUACCCAAAGACCAAUGUGCUUUACCCAGAGACCAGCAUGUUUUCCCCAAAGACCAGAAUAUUCUACCCACAUAUCAGGACCAUCAUUUUCUAACUGAAGACCAGAAUAUUCUACCCAAAUGUGAGGACCAGGAUUUUCUGCCCAAAGACCAGCAUGUUCUCUCCACAGACCCAGAAUAUUCAACCCAAAACAGAUGUCAGGACCAGAAUUUUCUACCCAGAGAUGAGAAAGCAAAUUUAAAGCAACUAACAUCAAUUUUGACAGGUAGGAAUGGAAGUGAGGCAUUUCCUCUGGAUGUCCAUCAGGAUCUACACAGGCAUCAAGAUGAGGCCUUCACCAGGGGCAAGAAGGUGCGCUUCAAGGAGUCGUGUUGUGAUAUGACAAGUGAGAAAGAGAGAGACCCUUCUCUGGCAGGUUAUCAGUAUCUGCCUCCUAAACUUCAGGAUCAGGCCUUCAUCAGAGAUGAGAUAGAGCAGAAUCAAAAAGAGAUACAAAGAGAUAAAAACAAGUAUAGCAAACAACCCUCAUCUUUUGAGAAAUGGGAGAUUGAAAAAGGAAUUGCUUCUGGAGUGCCAUCGAUAUGUUUCACCCAGUGUUCAAGACCUAGCCUCUCCCAGACAAGCUUAUAUUCCAAACAGCAGCUGUCUUUUGGAAGAGCUGAACAGUGGCAAGAUGAUUUGCUGCUGGAUCGCCAUCACCAUCGUCCACCCCAGAACCAGAGAGAGGUUUCCAUCAGAAGACAGGUUGGUGGUGGAUAUCAAUCAGGAUUGAAUACUGAAUACCAAACUCCACUGGCAUUUCAGUCUGGAGUAAAUCAAGAAGAAGACAAGAAAGAGCGUCAAAAGCAGUACCUGAGAUACAGACGACUUUUCAUGGAUAUUGAAAGAGAACAAGUGAAAGAACAACAUAGGCAAAAAGAACAGAGGAAGAAAAUUGAAAAGGGUGCCCCGGCAUGCUCUCCUCCCUCUGGCUGAAGCUCUGUCAUUGUAAACUGGGAAGAACCUGUCCACACCUAUUAGAAGGAAUGGGGAAAAAAGUUUAGAAACAGUGCUCAGUCAGUAGAAAUUACUUAAGCACAUUUUAGCAUAAGGUGAACAUUUAUUUCGACGAUAUUUAUUUCUGAAGAAGGAAGGGCUUGGGCCUGAAAAUAAGCAGUUCUCUGAAGUACUAGGAUUAGGGCUCUUUCUCCCGGGAAUUUCAGUCUCGGACUUGAUUCCUGCCUCUUGAAGCCUGUUCUUUACAUAGUUUACAAGGAAUGCCAGCAGUGUGCUAGGAGCUAUGGGUCUGAGGCCAGUGCUAAAGCGUUUUGUGGAGAAAUUCUAGGGGGAAGGUAUUGCUGGGUCAAAGGAGAUGUUAAGAGUUUUUCCAGAUCCGGUGCCUGCCUUUGCCGCCAAGGACAUCUGAGGGUAGCAAGAGUAACUUCAGUCUUUAUUUAGUGGGACUGGUUUGUUUUUUCAGAACUUUAAUCUUAUUAGUAAACUUUUCCCUACAAGACCGUCCAAUUCUUGCCUAUGAAAAGCAUCAAUAGUUCUUUGAAGUCACAUGCUUCUGACUUCUAGACCCAAUUUCCAAUUUUCCUCUGUCCAACCUGUUCUCCCUGUUUCAUUCCUCUUGCUUCACAAUGGUGCAAUAAAACUGUAUUCCCAAUUGUAGAUAUAAGAGAGCAGCAGUGUAAGGCAGGGAGGCAUUUCCAUAGUCACCCCAGGGGCCACUGAGCAGGACUCUGAUCUGCGUAUGGAGUGGCCUUGGGGAGAGCUGGUAUCUUAUCUUUCCAUCAUCAUCACUAUGUGAUUCAGAACAUGACUGUUCUCUUCCAUAAGCUUAAAUUUUCUUGUCUUAGGAAUGGAAAGAAGUAUUACCUUGCAGCCAUUAAGUGGUACAGAGGAAGGUGUUAAAUAAAAGCAGUUGGAAUAAUUUGGAAUCUAAGGAAUAAAGCUGAAAUCUGUACUGGUGAAGGCAAAUUAGGUAUUAACUUGAAUUCACAUGUCCAGCUGACCUAGUACCACAGUUUGUUUAACUAUUCACCUACUGAGGGACAUUUUGGUUGUUUCCAGGUUUUUGCUAUUAUAGAUAAGGCCACCAUGGACAACUGUAUACGGCUUUAUAUGGAUAGAAAUUUUCAUUUAUUUGGGAUAAAUGCCCAGGAAUGCAACUAAUGGGUUGUAUAGUGAGUGUGUGUUUAGUUUUUUUAAGAAAAUGACAGCAUGUAGUUGGAUCAUGUUUUCAAUCCUCUGCCAGGUGAGUGGUAGAAAUCCAGGUUUCCUACUUGUCCGCAGUCGAUAUCCCUGCAGGUGGUGGAGAAGGCACCUCAUUCCUGCUUGGAUAGUGGGAGUUCUGGCUCCUGCUGGACCUCCACUGACACCACCCCGAUGGGAGUGGGAGAAGGCCUCCCAUUGCUCCCCGUGCGACCUCCACUGACCCCCGGGUGGUGGAGGUGGGAGGCUCAUCACCACUGGAAGGUGGUGGAAGUCCUGGCUUCUCACGGGAGUUCUCUGACACCACCCUGAUGGUGGGGCUAGGGGGCACCUCAUUACAGCCAGGAGAAAAUGGAAGUUGAGGCUCCCCACUCUGUCUUUGCUGCCAGAAUUGGGGUGGGGCUGCAGUGUUUUCUGUGGUGUUUGGUUGGAGUAGGCCGCCCCUUUCUUGAUCCUUUAGCUAGAUGGCCAGCUUUCUUGGUGCUUUCCCCUUUUCCUUUCUGUCUGUGCCAUUGGUGCUUCUGGAUUGCUGGCUUCUCCAGCACCCAGUCCAGGAUGAAUGAAGCAAAAAGCAAACCCAGACAAAUAACUACUAUGUGUUUCCUUGGAUCUCGAUGCUCCUAGCUAAUCUUUUUCUCUCCACUUUCAGAGUUUUCUUGUGUUCUUGUAUAUACAACCCCCAGAGUUUUUAGCACUUAGCAAGAAGGGUAGGGAGAACUGAGGCUCUUUGAUCUUGGCCCAGAAUCAGAAGUCUGACAAGGCCUUUUAUUCUUUCUCCUUUUGGGGGGGAGGUGCGUAAUAGGGCUUUUUAUUUAUUUAUUUGUUAUUUAAUGGAGAUACCAAGGAUUGAACCCAGGACCUCAUCCAUGCUAAGCAUGUGCUCUACCACUGAACUAUAUCCUUCCCCCGACAAGGCCUUUUAAAUGGCCAUUUCUCCUCUAAGAACAUAAAUCCGAUCAUGUCUCAGCCUUUCUUGAAAAAUUCCUUUUCGUAACACCCAACUGUCCAAAGGACAAAAUCCCAACCCCUUAACCUUGACUUUUACGCCUCCUUACCACGAGUAACAACAGCCACAUCUGCAGCUCCUCACUGGAGUGUAUACUCUUCAGCUACACAGAAUUUUUUGCACCAUUUCUUAAAUACACCAUGCUUUGUCAUGCUUCGCUUACCUGUCUCCUCCUCUCUACUUGGCAUGUGCCUAGCUAUACUUCACAUCUGCUCCUUGUAGUACCUACUGCGAAGACUUUCAAGACUCUUGCAGAGUUCUUUGAUCCUUCCUCGGGGCCACCAUAGCAGUAUGAACCUCUCCCUAUAAGCUGUGUCUGGCUGGAGUGACUCUCUUCUACUAGGGCUCUCUGAGGUGGAAUUACGUCUCUUUACAUCUCUGUCCCAUUCAGCUGUGCCUUCUGUAAGAUCAGGGGCUGUGCCUGUCUUCGUCAUCAAUGUAUCCUCAGUGUCUAGCACUGUGCCUGGCGCCUAGGUGGCACUCAACAAAUGUUGGUUAAAUGAAUAAAUGAAUGAACCGUUACUUUUAGAUACUAGAGCAACCAGAAAUUGUCCUCAGACUACCUGAGACUGCCUCCCUUUUAUCAUUACUACAUGUUCCUUUUUAUUUUUCCCCCGGAACAAGCUGACUUUGGGAGACCAUAAUAAUCGAACCACGUCCCCAGUCUGCUUCACCCUUCCUGAGGACUGCCUCUUUCAGGUUGUCUUUAUGUGUAUCUUUAUAUAAACCAGGGGCGACACUUGUUGCGAUGUCUAGAAGGGCCUACACAGAUAACUGGCUACCCAAAAAGUCCCAUGAAUGGUCAGUGAAACUUGCUGGCAGUAGAACUGGUAUUUGAUGGGCAAAAAGGCCCUUACCUGCCAGCUCCUGUUUUAUGAGUGUCUGAUACCUCAGCCAUAGUAAGCAUUUUUGACAAAUUAUAGGGCUCCCCACCAUAAGAACUAAGGAUCUUUUCCUUUAGUGUCUGACUCAAUAGCUCAUCCCUUCCCUGCUUAUUUCCUUCAGAUACUGCUGUCCACCCUGCAGGGCUUGAGGAGGUGGUGCGUGAGGGGAGCCAGAUAACAGGAGGGUGAGUCCGGUCUGGAGAGCUUGUGUAUGUGAGUGAAAGAAAGAUCCCUCUUUGCCGGUCCCCCGAGCAGCAGGAAGCAAGACUGUCAGCUCGCCCACAGGAGCAAGCAAAGAAUAUAGGUAG